AUGAUCUGCACCACUGUACCCAAAGCCAUGCACAAUUCCCUCUGGGACACCAGCAACAUCUCCUACUCAGGAUGUGCUACUCAUGUUUUUCUGCUGAUCUUCUUCAUGGGAGCAGAGUAUUUUCUCCUGACCGUCAUGUGCUACGACCGCUACGUGUCCAUCUGCAAACCCCUGCACUACGAGACCCUCCUGGGCAGCAGAGCUUGUGCCCACAUGGCAGCAACUGCCUGGGCCAGUGCCUUUCUCAAUGCUCUUCUGCAAACAGUCAAUACAUUUCCCCUGCCCCUGUGCCAUGGCAAUGCCCUGGGCCAGUUCUUCUGUGAAAUCCCCGCCAUUCUCAAGCUUUCCUGCUCACACUCAAAGCUCAGGGAAUUUGGGCUUCUUGUGUUUUCCAUCUGUGUAGCAUUUUGUUGUUUUGUGUUCAUGGUUUUCUCCUAUGUGCAGAUCUUCAGGGCUGUGCUGAGGAUGCCCUCUGAGCAGGGACGGCACAAAGCCUUUUCCACAUGCCUCCCUCACCUGGGCGUGCUCUCCCUUUUCCUCAGCACAGGCACAUUUGCUCAUCUGAAGCCUCCCUCCAUGUCCUCCCCAUCCCUGGAUCUGGCCCUGUCAGUUCUGUACUCGGUGGUGCCCCCAGCCCUGAACCCCCUCAUCUACAGCCUGAGGAACCAGGAGCUCAAGGCUGCCGUGCGGACAAUGAUGACUGGAUGCUUUCAGGAACAUUAA
This is a messenger RNA of Melospiza georgiana, 723 nucleotides long. Its product is annotated as olfactory receptor 14J1-like. The transcript has a single exon. The coding region runs from base 1 to 723 and encodes 240 amino acids. Gene Ontology annotation, biological process: G protein-coupled receptor signaling pathway. The record is from RefSeq and is a predicted model, not a curated record. Gene Ontology annotation, cellular component: membrane. Lineage: Eukaryota; Metazoa; Chordata; Aves; Passeriformes; Passerellidae. Gene Ontology annotation, molecular function: olfactory receptor activity; G protein-coupled receptor activity.